AGACAGACAGACAGACAGGGACAGGGACAUGUUAGCUCUUCCUGGGGAGAGAGGGAAACUCUAGGAGUACGGUGAGAGAGAGGAGAACAUGGUGGGGUAGCUUUGAGUAUACGUCCGUUCACUUGCUAACAACGUUCUAACACAGUCUGAGCCGUUCCUUACUUCUUCUCCUCAUGGGACAUCUUGCUUUGUCUUCCAACACAUCCUUUAGAUUGCUGCAGGACACUAAACAGGAGGGAUGUGAGGGAGAAAUGAAAGCUUUGUCGUACGACUGUCCUCAGAUGGUAUAACAAAACUGCAUACUCCCAACCUUCAUGUACACCUUACCCAUUCUCCAUAUAAAGGAAAAGGAUUGGUCCAUUGAGCCUGUUCCGCCAUUCAACUAGAUCAUGCUGAUCACACCAUUUUCCUGCAUUAUCCCCAUAUCCUUAAUAUCCGGAAAUCCGUUUGUUCUCAGUCCUGAACAUAUUCAGUGCUUAAGCUCAUGAAGCCCUCUGGGUAGAGAAUUUCAAAGAUUCUCCACCCUCUGAGUGAAAGAUCUUACCCUGUCCUCGCCUCUGCGCACACCCACCUUCAGAUCACUCUCUGUAGCUGGUACCAUCCACUGGUGCUGGAGAACCUCUGCAGAAGGUGGCAAUGCUAGUAGGAAACGGAAUGGUGAGGCAACAAUUAGGGCUCCUGCCUUAUUGGAAAUUUAAAAAAAUACUUUGAAGGCUUGGAUAACUGACUGGAAUGUGUGAGGAAUUGUGGCUUCCAGUGGUAAAGGCUUUGCAGGAUCUGAUAACUUUGGUGCUGCCAGUCUCCAGGCUGAUGCUGCUGCUAUCUUUCCAGCAGGCACAGUGUUAGAGGGUUAUGGCAGGCUGGACGAGAUAGCUCAAUGUCGCCAAGCUGGGAUCCUAGCAGCUGGAGUACAGAGCCAUCAGGCUGCCAUCAUACUCCCACACCCCAGCUCUCUCACCUCAGGUUUACUGGGACUCAGCCAGGCUCUCAGAUAAAAGAAAGGCAAGCAGCAUUUGAGAUUACUACGCGCUACUGUUCAAAGGAAAUGGAGGCGUAUGGGCAAUGUGUGGCUUCUAACCCGUCCACUUGGCAGAUGGACUGUCACCAGCUAAAAACCAGGGUCGCACAAUGCACAUCAUCACACCCAGUCAUUCAGAAGAUCCGUGCAGAAUGUGCAGAGCCCUUCCUGGCUUUUGAACAGUGUUUGAAGCAGAACCAAUCUUCUGUCGUGAAUUGCACAGACCAUGUCAAUGAGUUCCUGGCCUGUGCAGAGAAGGUCAAAAUGCCAGCUUUAGGAGAAGCUGUGCAGCAAGGAAUGUGAGGGUCUGACAGGCUUGGUCUCAUUGCCGCCACACAUUCCACUUGUAGGCAGCUGCCCAAUCAAGAGCCUUCCUGUGAUGGGUGAUGUGUGACCUGACCAGUCAAGAUUGGAAGAAGGAAGCAAAGGGCUGUGGACUUUUCUGUUGAAAUUAAUUUACAUUUGGAAUGAUGUAACGUUUAAAUCAGAGCUUUUUCAUAAAGGGAGGUGCUGUAAGAGCACACUGUUUUAAAAACA
Molecule: messenger RNA, 1555 nt
Organism: Rhincodon typus (whale shark)
Lineage: Eukaryota; Metazoa; Chordata; Chondrichthyes; Orectolobiformes; Rhincodontidae
Product: coiled-coil-helix-coiled-coil-helix domain-containing protein 5
Exons: 4
Coding region: 878-1321 (147 amino acids)
Source: RefSeq, a predicted model, not a curated record